AUGGGCAGCAUCGACGUCGCAGCUCAGGCACGCAUAUUAGGUCGUCAGAACCGUCUGACCACCACGGCCGGCAUCGCUCCGGGCUAUCUCCAAGCCAACCUGCUGGUGUUGCCCGCCAAAUAUGCCUCCGAUUUCCAGGACCUCUGUCUGCGCAACCCGGUGUCAUGUCCUUUGCUAGGGAUAUCUGCUAGUCCCGGUGACCCGCACACGGUCAAACCAGCGGGAUGUAUUCGGUCUGCAGAUUUCGACCUCAGGACGGAUUUUCCCAAGUACCGAGUGUACAAGCGAGGUAAAUACCUCGACAGUCGCCGUGAUCUCCUCGACGUAUGGACCCCGGACCAUGUUGGUUUCCUCAUCGGGUGCUCGUUCUCCUUCGAAGAUGCUUUGACGGCCGCCGGUCUCCUACCACGGCAUCAGCAAACGGGCUCGAUCGUAGCAAUGUAUCGAUCAAACAUUCCGCUUCUACCCGCGGGCAUCUUCACGGGAGCACAUUGCAUUGUCUCCAUGCGGCCAUAUAGGCCAGAUCAAAUCGACCGCGUGCGAGAGGUGACCCGACCGUAUCUCUCCACGCACGGCGAGCCAGUCGCGUGGGGAUGGGACGGUGUCAAACAGCUUGGAAUCGAAGAUAUUGGCCAACCGGAUUUUGGAGAGCCGCAGGUCUUCGAGGAGGGUGAGGUCCCCGUCUUUUGGGCAUGCGGUGUCACGCCUCAGAUGGCGGUUGAAUCAUCAGGUCAUCAUAUUGACGGGCUGGUAUUUGCUCACGAACCCGGUCAUAUGCUGGUGACGGACUGGACAUCUCAGGAUCUGCCGAAGUUGCGACCGAGCAAUGUCUAA
Molecule: messenger RNA, 834 nt
Organism: Penicillium cinerascens
Lineage: Eukaryota; Fungi; Ascomycota; Eurotiomycetes; Eurotiales; Aspergillaceae
Product: DUF1445 domain protein
Exons: 2
Coding region: 1-834 (277 amino acids)
Biological process (GO): glutamate metabolic process
Molecular function (GO): D-glutamate cyclase activity
Source: RefSeq, a predicted model, not a curated record